Messenger RNA from Oncorhynchus masou masou (cherry salmon), 6924 nucleotides. RefSeq names its product la-related protein 4-like. Gene Ontology annotation, biological process: positive regulation of translation. Gene Ontology annotation, molecular function: mRNA 3'-UTR binding. The record is from RefSeq and is a predicted model, not a curated record. Gene Ontology annotation, cellular component: cytosol; cytoplasmic stress granule. Bases 295 to 2718 code for a protein of 807 amino acids. NCBI's taxonomy places the organism in Eukaryota, Metazoa, Chordata, Actinopteri, Salmoniformes, Salmonidae. The transcript has 17 exons.
GUUAUGAAAGCAGCAUGAGACCUACUAGAGACAAGGUCAAGUUGUAUAUUGGUUCAACACGCGGAGAAUUGUCAGUGUCGCUUAGCUAAACUUCGAAAUGUGUAACGUUAUGCCGCCAUGAUAACGAUUUGGUUUGUAACCGAUAAAUACUAGACGAUUGAUUAUUCUAUUUCCUUUUUAUUGUGCUAUUUGCUCUAUUGAUUGCAAUCCGCUACAAAACAUCGCAAGUUGAGCUGCGAGUGAUAGCUUUCACUUGGGGGGUGGGGUGGGAUUGGAUUGUCAGGAGCGGUCCGGAUGAGUUCGGAACAGUGUCUGGCGCUACAGCAGAAGGAGGUCAAGUCGGGAUCGGACGAACGUGUGCAAGGGGAGAUAAUAUCGAAAGAUCAAGGCGGAAUGGUAACCACAAAGGGAGCAGGUCUGAACCCCAAUGCCAAAGUCUGGCAGGAGAUCUCUGCACCCCAGAGCCAAGUCCCAGAUGAGGGCAUAGAGGGCCCCUACUUGCUCCAGAUGACCCCUAACUCUGCUGAUGUCACUGAGGGUUACUCAGAGGUCCCUCCUACUGAGGCUAAGGGGUAUGGCAUGGGGUACUCGGACCCCUCCUUGGACAGCAGUGCCCCUGCACCCACAGAGGGGGUAGUGAACGGCAUGGACCCCCCUGAGCUGGGAUACCCUCUCUAUGACCCUGUGACCGGUUCAGCAGUGGAGGAAAAGCAGCCCCUCUUAGAGGUGAGCAUCAGAGAGUGUCUGAAGAAACAGCUGGAGUUCUGCUUCUCCAGAGAGAAUCUGUCCAAGGACUUGUACCUGAUGUCCCAGAUGGACAGUGACCAGUUUAUCCCCAUCUGGACCAUCGCCAGCAUGGAGGAUGUCAAGGUCCUCACCACUGACAUGGACCUGAUUCUGGAGGUGCUACGAGCCUCGCCCAUGGUGCAAGUUGAUGAGAGUGGGAAAAAGGUUCGGCCCAACCACAAGCGCUGCAUCAUCAUUCUGAGGGAGGUGCCCGAGACCACACCGGUGGAGGAAGUGGAGACCCUCUUUAAUAAUGAAAACUGCCCCGAAGUGCUUAGUGUUGAAUUUGCGGCCAAUAACAACUGGUACAUCACGUUCCGGUCGGACACUGAUGCACAGCAGGCCCACAGAUAUCUAAGGGAAGAAGUGAAAACAUUUCAGGGAAAACCCAUCAUGGCUCGUAUCAAGGCCAUCAACACAUUCUUUGCAAAGAAUGGCUACCGUAGCGUACUGGACUCCAGUGUGUACAGCCAGCAGGGCCAGUCUCAGUCCCAGUACACCUCUACACACCACUACAUGCAGCAGGUGUUCAGCCCCCAGCAGCAGUACCCUCUCUACCCCCUGGUGCCCCCCACCUGGAACCCAUCGCCUGCCCCUUAUUUCGAGACCCCACUGGCCCCGUUCCCCAACAGUGGCUUUGUGAAUGGCUUCAGCGCCCCUGGGAACUACAAGACUGGCACCUGUCCCCUGGGCCUCGGACGAUCGCCCUUCAACAGCAACCGUGUCCCCCUCUAUUCCAGAAAGAAUGUAAUCAAUGCCUUCAGGAACCAUGUGAAGAGCCAGCCCCAGCCAUGUGAUGAAACCCUACUUCCAUCUGUGACCCCCGUACCCCCCCUGGUGGAUGGCCUGUCUGGCCCCUCCAGCCCUCAGCCACCCCGCAUGACUGGGGCUCCCCUGAUUAGCACCCCUGAACCUGGCUCUGCUCUCACCUCUUACUGCCUCAGGGACACCCUCCCACUGGCUUCAGAGGGGAUGUCUAACGGAGACCUGGGCAUUGCUGGCAGAAGCAGGAGAGGCAGCUACCGAGGGAUGCGCAGAAGGAGAGAGGACGAGCGGCUCAUGAGGCCCAUCCCUCUGAGCGAGGUUAAGGUUCCACAGCCCAAAUUUGACUUGGCAACCUCCAACUUCCCUCCGUUGCCUGGGUGUACGGUCAGCCUGCAGGGAGAAGAGCCCGUGCUGGAGACGCGCAUGUCUGACGUGGUGCGGGGUGUUAAGGUGGUGACCAGUGACAAACCUGAGGUGAAUAAGGAGUCUGUGGCCCCUCCUGUUAGUACCCAGGAGCGAACUGGGAGCGCGCCCAGUCCUGUCAUACCAGCCCUCAAACCCCCCACCCCUCUAGUUGUGCAGCCCCAUGUUCCAAGUGUUGCUCACCCGGUAGAGAAGCCUGAGCCACAUGUCCAAAGGGAGGCUGCUAGAACCCCCACACCACCCUCUUCUUUGCCAACCCCAUCACAGCCCGCUGCUGCUACCAAACCCACCCCUAUCCCCACCAGCAGUCAGUCCAUCUCCACGACAACACCAGUCCCCGCUGCCCCCACUACCACACCGGAGCCAAGGAAGCUGAGCUAUGCUGAGAUGUGCAAGCGGCCAGCCACCCAGCUCCCAGCCCCCAGCACCUCUCCCAACCCUCCCAUCACGUCUGCCAGCCAACCCCUGCAGGAGCUUCGGGUCAACAAGGCCGACGAGCCUGCCGCCUCCAGCAGCAGCAAUGGCGACAGGCCAGAGAAACCUGAGGGGUCUGGAGAAGGCCUGCCCCUUCGUGACCCCCUGGGCACAUACCGUUCAGGUAACGGCCCUGCCCGAUCCGGAGGGAUGGGCCUAAAGUACCGGGAUCAGCAGCGUGGUGCCUCUAUGAGACAACGGAUCUCCCCUCACGGCUGGGCUAGAGGGAGUGGGAAGGAACAGAACAUUCCACCCCGGUCGCCGAAGUAGUUUAAACCACAACCAACAGACUAACAGGAAAACAAACAUCUCUAUAUGUUAAGACAGAAAUAUAUGAAUAUAUAUGAUUGGAUGAAAGAACAUGUGCGUUCUUAAUCUAGAAGACCCUCCUGGAGCUCAGUCGGACACACACUGACCUUUGUUUGGGAAAACACUGAAAGCGGUAAUCAUUUUAAGUGGGGGUGAACAUGAGUGUCACAACACAAACUGAAGGACUUGUUUGAAAGAACAGUGAGAUGCUGACAUGUGGCCUCACCUUGGUUAGCUUGAAGAAUGGGCCCUCCGCUAAAUCAAUUAAUUUUAUUUUUAUGUGAAAGUGGGGUUUGAGAGAAGGGGGACAAAUGUAUGGAAAGUAAAGCCUUGUAUCUCAAAUACCAGUAGUUGCAAAAUAAGAAACAACAGUUGAGCUGUUAGCAAAUCUAGUUUAUAUGCAACAAAGCAAAAGAUGUGGAUAUCCACCGAUAUGACAACUGAGUUGAUACUACUUCCUUUUAAAAAAUUAUAUUGAGGGAGGGAUUAGUAGUGUAUUGUUCAUUAACUGUGUGGAAAUGUGCUUUUAUGAAGGUUGGAAGCAAGAGAUGGCCACAUGGUUCAGGAGUUGUUCUGAGAGUUGGGAAACCUGUCAAGUCAAGCUGCACAUUCAUUUAGGUGAAGAAACAGUCUUCGACAUGUCUGCUUUUAGUCUGGAAUUUAAAAAAAGUUUUAACCAGUGGGGAAAUGUGAAUUAAAAUCGAUGCAUUUCUUUUCAUGGUUGACGGAAAAUGUUGGUACACCCUUGCGUAAGUACAACAUUGAAAAUGUUACAAUAGUGCAUGAAUACUUGAGCAGUGCAAAUUUGGGGAAGUGUUUGUAUAGUCAGACUGAUGUAACUGAAUUGUUAUAUUUUUUUUAUCUUCAUUUACUCUUUCUUCCAUACAGAUGGUUAAAUGUUUGGCUGUGUAUGUCAUGGGUAAAGGCUCAUAGAGGGAGUAGUCUUCCCUUAGUUUAGACAUUCAGCUAUUGAGACUCACAUCCUAGACACUAAUGGUGUAUGUAACUGGCUGGCUUUUCAUGAAUUCUACAGUGUUGUACAUAGCCAUUUAAGAAGAGCAGUUAAAAAAAUAAAAGCUGUGGCUUGAGUAGAAGCUGUACCUAUUGUAUUAAUCUUUACAAUUCUAUUUCCCAACCUAUGUGGUCAAAUGCAGGUUCAGCAUUGAUAUAUAUACUUUUAUUUUAUGUCUUGAAAGUCAAAUAGAAACCCUUCCACCCCCGAUAUCUGUUCAGUUCAACGUGUUCUAUUACCAUAUCUGUGCAACAGCCUCCCGGGUAGUCUUUCAUGCAUUUUGGUUGGUUGUAUCAUGUAGAGUAGGCUAGAUGGUAUUUCAGAGUAGUAAUGGCAGAUUUAGUGCAAUGGUAUCCCAAGCAUGAAACUGGUCUCUGGAAUUCGAUGUAUUCAAACUUGCUCAUUUAAAAUGGCAAAAAUAGGCCUGAAUUCUGAAGCAAGUGAAUACUCAAUUCUCAUUAGGCCGUGUCUAGAUUUAAUAGUUAAUACUGUUUUAGUAUUCUGAUCAUAGUCCUAUAAUCAUGGAUUUCUGAACGCGUCAUGCAUCUACGUGUAAAAUGUCUGGUGUCCGUAUGCCCUUUUCCCGCGCUACAUUAAAAUGCUAGUAUGCGUCUACGAACGGUGGAAUAGGUCAAGUAUGACAACACAAUUGAUGGCUGUAGCUACCAAGCAACGCUAAGGGGAUUGCAAACGGGUUAACAACACUAGCCAAACAUUGUUUUCCAAAAUAUUAGCUAGCUGGCUAGCAUUUGAGUCCAGAAAACACGUUCCUUGCGUUAGAGGAACGUAUUUCCUCAAGUUAAAUUGAAAUGGUGCCUCCGUCCCAAAACAAGUUUUCUGGAGACGUUUGGGUGGAGGGCUAAUGACGUCGAUCACUGUAUGCGCUUUCGGUAGGCUGAUUGCGUCAGGAUUAGAUGGUUAUUUUUCUACGUACGUGUCAUGUUUUGAUUUUCUCUUGGAUAUGCAUUAAAAUAUUCAAAUCUAAUUAUGUUUGAGGUCUGUACAUGUCAAUUGAUUGCUAAAAGAAAACUUGAGAGUAUUUGUCGUUCACAUGUCACUGAUUUUGUAUUUUGUAAAACAUUUUUAGGAACUCAGGUGGUCUCAAUGUAAUGUUUAGAGUUAGAAUAGUGAUUACAAAAGGUACAAUUUAGACAUUUUGGUUGGGCAUAAGCAGUUUUCCCCUUGUCAGUCACUCUUAGCCAUGUCAGCAAAUACUUUUUAGAUUGGUAAAUUAGUCUAGCAGGCUAUCUAAACUUGUAUUAGCACUGACGAAACCCACCAGGCAUGCAGGGCACUGAUUUUGUUAAUCACUCUCACUUGGAUCUCAUGUUAACAUUGCAUAAGUCAUUGCACAAUGUAGAAUUAGUCUAGCAGGAAAUUGGCUUUAACACUGCACAGAUUCCUCUCCAUCCCAUGGCAGUAUAUGUUUUAUAAAUUUGCAAAACUCUCUCUGCCCCAUGGCAAAAGGUGUAUAAUUUAGGAAAUUUAACUUUAAAAUUAAAUUAUUUCUCUCUGCUGUCAAGAGGGGGUGCAUCAUUCUCACCUAACCAAAUUACGCUGCGGGGCCCCAAAAGGGUGCAUCUUUUCAUGAGUGUGGGUCCCAGAAAAACAUGAUCUAAAUUGGGUCCCAGGCUGAAAAAGUUUAAGAACCCCUGCUUUAGAGUGAUGUCUUCAAAUAUAAAUGUUAGAGUUGACUAGAUGUGGUGGGCAUCAAUCUUAAUAUCUGUUCUCUCUAUGCUCUUACAAACUCAUAAUUCAUCCUUUUUGUGUGUGAAUGGAUUGAACAUCUGGACCAAAGUCAAGCAAGCAAAAAUACAAUUUUGGGAACUUGCUCAAAUCUGUGUGGGAAGUGGCGAUCAAAUGUUGCUGAAAUGGCAUUGGCCAGUCAUGGCUUGAUGUUUGAGAGAAGCCACUUCAUAAGUGGUCUGAAUUUUCUUGUACCGAUUUUGCGCCUAGCAGGCUAGUCUUUAGUCUGUUUGUUAGAUGACUGUUGCAAUUUUAUUUUUUCUCUUUCUGGUCUGCUGUAUUAGUGAGCACAUUUAGAUUAAAUGUUUUGAGAGUUCUGCAGUUUGACAUUUUUAAAAUGUAUUGUAACUAAUAUACCUUUUUUUUGUGGCUUUCCCCCCCCUAAAAUGGUUGAUGUAAUAGUUGAGUUCAAUAUCUGAUUUGAGACUUGGCUAAAGUGAAUUCGGUGCAUUGCCUGGGUGCUAGCAGUGCAGUAACAUGUUAUCUAUGUAAUCACUGGGCCUGUACUGAUUUUUAUAUUUUACAUCCAUUUACUGGCUAAACUACAAGCAGGUAGUGGUGUUGGGGAAUGAAAUGCAUUAACUUUUGUUUUAAAAUCUCCCAUGUUGUGUAAAAUCUUUCUAGAUGUCUAAAGAAAAGGUGUUUUUAGCAGGCUUCCUGAAGUUAUUACAGGAGUAGGGGUUUAUUUCUAUUUUACUGUUGAUUGUUCUAGCAUUUCUCUACUGGGACAAGUGUUUUUUUUAGGGGGUGCAGGUGGGACAUAGUAACAGAAGUGGGGUGUGAGACACUGAAUUACUGAUUUAGUAGAGGUCUGAUCAGAAGUUAAAAUAAAGUACAUGUUUUGGCCUUUCUGAUAAUGUUUCUGGGUCCUGUGCUUGCAAUGAUUUUUGCUGUCUGUGUAUUUUAAAUGUUUGCCAUGCUCAGUAGUUCUGUGGUCUUGUACCAGAUGUCUGUAUUAAGAUGUUUCAGGGUGCUUGUAUGACUCUUCACCAGUCCUACUUUUACUGUCCCCAAAAAUAUUUCAGGCCUAACUAAAAUUCCAGUGCCUUCUCCAGUGUUGAGGUUUCCUUCUCUGCAAAGUAAAAGUAACAUGAACACUUUAAUUUGGUACACGGCAGGUUUUUUUGGUUUAGUGGACAGACAAAUACAUGGCUCACACUCAGAAUUUAUACAUUAAACUUUUGUGUGUAGGCUGUCACAAAUUAAUGUAUGCGCCUCGCAUGACAAUGCUGAAAUUGUAAUACGCUGCUUCAACAUAACAGCUCUUUUGAAAACCAGUGAAAAGGUGAAGCAAGUCGGUUGGUGUGAGCAGGAAUAUAUACAUACCGGUUUACUGUCGUGAAUGUAUCAUUGCAAACAUGUACGAGAAUAAACAUUUUAAACACCAUUGUAUUUACUGAAUCAAACUA